Molecule: messenger RNA, 2913 nt
Organism: Mirounga angustirostris (Northern elephant seal)
Lineage: Eukaryota; Metazoa; Chordata; Mammalia; Carnivora; Phocidae
Gene: ERBB4
Product: erb-b2 receptor tyrosine kinase 4
Exons: 9
Coding region: 1-1446 (481 amino acids)
Biological process (GO): positive regulation of cell population proliferation; cell surface receptor protein tyrosine kinase signaling pathway; protein phosphorylation
Cellular component (GO): signaling receptor complex; basal plasma membrane; plasma membrane
Molecular function (GO): ATP binding; transmembrane receptor protein tyrosine kinase activity; epidermal growth factor receptor binding
Source: RefSeq, a predicted model, not a curated record
AUGGAGGGAAUGAUGUACUUGGAAGAAAGACGGCUUGUUCAUCGGGAUUUGGCAGCCCGAAAUGUCUUAGUGAAAUCUCCAAACCAUGUGAAAAUCACAGAUUUUGGACUAGCCAGACUCUUAGAAGGAGAUGAAAAGGAGUAUAAUGCUGAUGGAGGGAAGAUGCCAAUUAAAUGGAUGGCUCUGGAGUGUAUACACUACAGGAAAUUCACCCAUCAGAGUGAUGUUUGGAGCUAUGGAGUCACUAUAUGGGAACUGAUGACCUUUGGAGGAAAACCCUAUGAUGGAAUUCCAACCCGAGAAAUCCCGGAUUUAUUAGAGAAAGGAGAACGUUUGCCCCAGCCUCCAAUCUGCACUAUUGAUGUUUACAUGGUCAUGGUCAAAUGUUGGAUGAUUGAUGCUGACAGUAGGCCUAAAUUUAAGGAACUGGCUGCUGAAUUUUCAAGGAUGGCUCGAGACCCUCAAAGAUAUCUAGUUAUUCAGGGUGAUGAUCGCAUGAAGCUUCCCAGUCCAAAUGACAGCAAGUUCUUUCAGAAUCUCUUGGAUGAAGAGGAUUUGGAAGAUAUGAUGGAUGCUGAGGAAUACCUGGUCCCUCAGGCUUUCAACAUCCCCCCGCCCAUCUAUACUUCCAGAGCGAGAAUUGACUCAAAUAGGAGUGAAAUUGGACACAGCCCACCUCCUGCCUACACCCCCAUGUCAGGAAACCAGUUUGUAUACCGAGAUGGGGGUCUAACUACAGAGCAAGGAGUGCCUGUGCCCUACAGAGCCACGACCAGCACGAUCCCAGAAGCUCCAGUUGCUCAGGGGGCCACAGCCGAGAUUUUUGAUGACUCCUGUUGUAACGGCACCCUACGCAAGCCAGUGGCACCCCACGUCCAGGAGGAGAGCAGUACCCAGAGGUACAGCGCUGACCCCACCGUGUUUGCCCCGGAACGGAGCCCACGAGGAGAGCUGGACGAAGAAGGUUACAUGACCCCGAUGCGAGAUAAACCUAAACAAGAAUACCUGAACCCCGUGGAGGAAAACCCUUUUGUUUCUCGGAGGAAAAAUGGAGACCUUCAAGCUUUGGAUAAUCCCGAAUAUCACAACGCUUCCAAUGGUCCACCCAAGGCAGAGGAUGAGUAUGUGAAUGAGCCACUGUACCUCAACACCUUCGCCAACGCACUGGGGAAUGCCGAGUACCUGAAGAACAAUGUACUGUCUGUGCCGGAGAAGGCCAAGAAAGCAUUCGACAACCCUGACUACUGGAACCACAGCCUGCCACCUCGGAGCACCCUUCAGCACCCAGACUACCUGCAGGAGUACAGCACAAAAUAUUUUUAUAAACAAAAUGGACGGAUCCGGCCUAUUGUGGCAGAGAAUCCGGAAUACCUCUCUGAGUUCUCGCUGAAGCCAGGCACUGGGCUGCCUCCUCCACCCUACAGACACCGAAAUACCGUGGUGUGAGCUGAGCAGUGGCUUUAAGAGAGAGACAUGCCCGCUCCAAUUUCCCGGCCGCCUCUCUUUCUCUUACGGUCUUCCUUCUAUUCCCAAGGCCAGUAGUUUUGACACUUCCCAGUGGAAGAUACAGAGAUGCAAUGAUAGUCAUGUGCUUAUCUAACUUGAACAUGAGGAGGAAGAGCUGAAAGAGAAAGACAGGAGGAACCACACUGUUUCUUCCUUUCUCUGCAUGGGUUGGUCAGGAGAUUGGAACAGCUAGAGAAGGACCAGCAAAUACAACAAGGCAAUACUGCCUGCUGUCAAGCUAGUUCUCAAUGUUUUCUCUUUUUUUCUUUUUUUCAAUUUUUUUUUUUUUUUAAUGCAGAUCCCUGAAAGACCCAUGCUAUCUGUUCCUAUCUGUAGGAACGGACGUGUACAUUCUCAGUACCCUUGGAAAUCGUAAUAAAGUUUCCAUUAGAACAAAAGGAUAACCUUUUCUGUAACAUACGAUAGUAACUGAGAUUGAAAAUCCAGUUUCUUUUUCCAACGGUUUCUAUCCUAACAAGCAAGGGCAGCCAACUCAGCUUUCAUAAUUUCUUAAUCUCUCUCAAAGUUAUAACUAGUAAUUAUGUUUGGAGGGAUUUUUUUUUUUUUUUUUUUGGUCUUUUCAUUUUGUUUCAUUUUGCUUUGCUCUUUCCCUUUAUAUUACUUUUUUCCCCACAUAUUCUGACUUUAAUUUCUGAUUGCAAAUAUUUUUACAUCAGAGUUUCUUAAGUGUUGCUAUAAAUUGACAGAAUUGUAAAAAAAUAUUUUAAUAUGGUGAAAUGACCAUUAUUUUAAAUAUAGAGCCUUUAAAAUUAGAAGGGGAGGCCAAGAUACUAGUCAAGUGUAACAUCAAAUCUGUCAUGUUUUACACUUUUGACUAUGUACCCCCACGUCCUUUACAUUCUUCAACAUUUUCUUCUCCAUAAAUGACAGUACUUGAUAGGCAGUUGGUAACGUAAAGAGUAAAAGGGAAACUAAGAGACAGUUCUGUGUGGUUCAUGAAAACUACUGACACUUUCAGGGGUGGUCCAAUGGGGAAUCCAUUGAACUGGAAGAGACACUGGAUUGGGUAUGUCUACCUGGCAGAUACUCAAAAAUGUAGUUUGCACUUAAGCUAUAAUUUUAUUUGUUCCCUUUCUGAACUCCAUUUUGGAUUUUGAAUGAAGCAAUAUGGAAGCAACCAGCAAAAUAACUAAAGUACAUUUUUUUAAAAGAGCUAAGAUAAGGAAAGACUGUGGAAAUGCCGAACCAAGCAAAUUAGGACUUUGGAACAGUAUCCAGAGAUUAUGGUGAGAGGGCCAGCACAUUAUCUACAAGUGAUAUCACAUUUGCUCUGCAAGGAGAGUUAUCCAGUUUAUAUACUCCACAUGAAGGAAUGCAAGUAAGGAUUGGCUUGAUUCCAUGGAAUUUCUAGUAUGAGACUCUAUUUAUAUUAAGUAGAAGGUAACU